Molecule: messenger RNA, 636 nt
Organism: Metschnikowia bicuspidata var. bicuspidata NRRL YB-4993
Lineage: Eukaryota; Fungi; Ascomycota; Pichiomycetes; Serinales; Metschnikowiaceae
Exons: 1
Coding region: 1-636 (211 amino acids)
Biological process (GO): regulation of signal transduction
Molecular function (GO): protein phosphatase inhibitor activity
Source: RefSeq, a predicted model, not a curated record
AUGGAGCCUCGAGGAAUCUUGAGAAACAAGGAAACCAAAUCGGCGGAGGAGACCCGCGCAGAGGAGUUCGACCGUCAAGAGGUCAUUCGCAAUACUAGAUUGAAUGCACAGCUAGCAGCAGAGACCAACCGGGGAAAGGAGAUCAGAGCCAAAAUCGCAGAGGCAAAAGGAGACAGCCAUGAUGCCAGGGCCCUUCCGGAGCACCUCAAAUGGGAUGAGCUUAAUUUGUAUCAGACGGAACAGGAGAAGGCCGCGACCAUGAAAAUCGACGAGCCAAAGACGCCAUACGAGGGUGGAUUCGACCCUGAAGGCGAAUAUUACAGGGACGACGGAGAUGAAGAUACCGGUCCGGGUGAAAUUCCCGAGCUCCUGCUUGGGGAAGGCGAGUAUGACAUGCGUGAGGUGCAGAGUCUGUCUUUGAAUGGAGGCGAGUUGAUAAAUCCAGGGGUGGGUUCGCCCGACGGAGACGAGCAAGGAGACGCAGAGCCCGAAGCCCCUGCCUUGCUGGCAGAAGAGAGACACAAGAGAUUUGAGGAGAUGAGGAAAGCACACUAUCAUAAUGCUGCCAAUCCCCUCAAACACGAGAUUGAUAUACCGGACGUGGAUGAAAGCGAGCAAGGGCCCGAUAAGCAAUAG